AUGUCAAAUAUAGACAAUAAUAGCGGACCACCCUCUCAAGGGAAGACGACGACAACGCCUGUCACGAACAGUACGUCUUCUCCAAACCAAAUACCAAACACUAUUAGAAGAAACUUGGUCCCAUCUUCGGCCAAUAGAUUCAGUGUUAUGUCUAACACAUCAGCAAGUGUCCGACAAAAAUCCUUUGAUAGCCCUCUCUUUCUACCUGGUACUUCCACAGGCCAAUUCUCUAAAGAUCCAGCACAAAAUCAUCAUCAACUGGCACCAAUGAUCCUACAAUCAGCUGAUGGUGCCCAAGUGAUCGGUAUUGCAGACCAAGCUUCAGCGACCGGAAACACAUCUUCCCCUAGUUCGCUAUAUACUGCAUUUGAAACCAACUCAAUGAUGAGAAGAAACUCAACAGUGAAGAGAAAUCCAAAAAAUCCGUACAGAAAAUUAAACUCAUACUCUAUUGCUAGACAGAACUCUACAUUGCGCCCUCGUCAAGGUCAUAGCAGCACAGUACGAGAAAUCAGUCAAUCGAAUGAUUCUACUCAUAGAUCCAAUACCCUUUUUCAAAAGCAAAAGAAGCAUAAGUACAUGUUCUUCAAAAGAAAUAGCAAAAGAUAUACCAAGAAGGCUGCUUAUAGUAGCAAAGAUGAGCUAUAUCGGAAAAUGAGUUAUGUUAUGAGAGCUCCAUCAAUAAAGUAUGAUAUUGUUCCUUCUAACAUUUUAUCCUUCGGUUACAAUAUUUCGCAAGAUAGUUUAUAUCAUUAUUAUGGUCUACCUAUCCCCGUGCCACCUCUCUCAAAAGACUACAAAGUGAAAACAAAACGUUUGCAGAGACUGGCAACUACAAGGCAAAAGGCAAAGUUUGUUUUCCCAAAAUUCAACAGAAAAUCAAAGAAGAAGAACUCUGAGUUAUCAAGAGAGCAACGAAAAAAGCUAAUCAAGCAACAAAUCAGAAAAAUGAGUAACGAAAACAUUGUUCUUCCUAAGAAAUUUCAAAAUUUUAUUGAAUUACAAAAUGAUAAUGUGGAGUCGAUGGGAAGUGAUCCACAGCAUCAACAAUCCAAUAGAUCGCAGGAGCAUGUUGAGGAAAUCAUCAAUGAUAAUUCUAGUGCUUAUAGUGUUCAAUUAAUUACAAAUUCAAAAGUACUUAGCUCUCCUUCCUUAAAUCAUGCCAAACCAAAAAAGAUGCGCCCUGUGAAAGGGAUGGGUAACCGGAAAUUAUUCCUCCAAUUGUUGCGCUUGAAUCCUGAAUUGAAAUCGCAAGUCAAAUGUACAGAUUGGAAUGAUAAACAGAAUUUGAUUUUGAGAACCCCAUCUUUGGAGUUCGAGACUUGGAACAAUAAUGGAUUGAGCUAUGGUUUCAAUAAGAGAGGCUCUAACAGGGUUUCUACUCACAACAGUAUGGCAAUAAAAAAUAUCAUUGAUGCUGGUGCUAUUAUGAAGCAAGAUUCAAAUGAUCUUAAUAAUGAUAUUACUUCUGAAGCCUUGAUUAUAAAACCCGGUGAAGAAGGUAACAAUUCAAAUGCUGGCUCUUCUACCCAAAAGGAUUCUCCAAAAGCUUCUGUUAUUGCCGGUGGUGAGAAAUCGUCCACAAGAUUGCCACAAGCAACCUUGAAAGCCCCAGGAAUUAUUAAACAGAAUAUCAUAGCAUAUUCCAAAGGUGCCAACAAAUAUGACUCUCCAAUUACUUAUGAGUUUCCAAGGGGAAACAAAACCAAGCAAUUCAAUAGGAACCCAAAUAUCAGAAUGGGGAUGCUUCUUAGGGAAGAAAUUGAAUCAACUGGUUCCCCCAAUUUUCUGUCGACGGAUUUAGUGAGACGAUCUAUAAUUAGUACAUCCAGUAACGAAGAUGAAGCAUAUUAUACUCCUCCUAUUACUCAAGAAUCUGUUCCAAGAGCCUCUGGUGACAAUCUUGAUAAAUUUGCUUUUGAAGGAUAUAGCUGCUCUUCUAAUAAUCUCACUCCUCCUGUUUCAAGCACCGAAAAAGUGAUGUCUACGCAGAUUCCAAAUAGUUAUGGCUCAGAUUCUUCAGCUGCCGAUGUCCACAAUGCCAAGAUUCGUGAACAAAGAAAAGCCCAAACCAGCAUAAGCACCAUGAGCAAUACAUUGGAUAAUGCUGCCGUGACUGCGGCGCUAGCUUCAAAGAGAUUGAGCACGAGUAGUGAAUUGAUUUAUAGAGGUUCGUUAGAAGGUGCCUCUGCUCAUAGGGAAGGCAAAAAGAAGAUUGAUUUCGAGACGUCUGGAAAAGAAAAUCCUACGGGAACAUCGUCUACCAAUCCAAGCACUGCUAAUGAUUACAGAUUUGCUGAGGUGCAAUAUUCUAGAAAAUACUCUCCAGAAGUUGAUGUUCUUCCAAUCGGCUUUGCCGAUGAUUUUGAAAAGUCAAAUAAGAGGAAAAGCAAAACAGUCUCAAUUGAUGAUAAAUUGAAUGAUGAGUUGGCGAAUACUAGUAUUUCUGAUAGACAAGGUUUGCUUGACCGUGCCAAUACUCAAAAAAGGAGACAGAAGAGAAUGAUUUUGAGUGGCUUAUUCAGUGGUGGCAAGAUUGGACUUAAAGGCGGCAGUAAAAGGUCUUCUCUUAUUUCCACGAAAAGUAAGAGGUCUUCAGUCAGUAGCGUGAAGUUACCUCGAGAUAAAUUCGGUGUUAAUGCCUCUGGAACAGAAUUAGUGCCUUUUGCGAGUGCUGGAUUAGGCAUAACCUCUCAGUCUUCAGGCUCAUCCUUCAAGAAGUGCGUAGUUGUUGAAAAUUCCGAAAGUACAGCCAACAAAGAUACAUUGUCGGAAUCGGAGCCUACGGCGAAUAGGGAAGUGUCUCCUGGUGUGACGAAUAAUUUAAUCAGUACACUGGCUAAGAAAUCUAGUUCUCAAAUUAAUACUAAUGCAACUCUAAGUGUGGAGUCUCAGAAAACUGAUGGUGACAGUGCUGCUCACAAGGAUUUCCAAUUGCGUAUUACCAAUAUUUCUGCAGAUGAGUACAAGAGGUAUUCUGAUAUUUAUGAACAGAACAAGGAUAGUGCUAUUAAUCCAGAUUAUAUUAUAAGUGAUAAGGAUGAGAUUGACUUGCAACGCGAAUUAGAUUCCUUCAACCCGAUGGCUAUUCAAGCCAUGAUCCAAGCAAAAUUAGCCGGUGAUAAUGGCUUAGGCCUUCCUGCGCCAGUGAAAUCAAAACAUGAUCAAAGAAGAUUUUCAAAUUCAUCUUUGACCACCAUUUCUUCAAAAGAAAAGUUUUAUGCCAGAAGAAAUGUUAUUGAUAGUGCCAGAAUGAGUGCUAGUGAAGUUUCUGCUAAAUCUGUUGAAUCAUUAACGAAAGUUGGUAACAUGGAUAAUAAAAAUAUUGAGGAAAAAAUUAAGUUUCCUACUACUGAAUCUAAGAAGCCUAAUGUUGGUGAACUAUCACCACCACCACAGAGGAUUUCUAAAGUUCAUUCCAUAUCCAAUGAUUCUUCUUUACCACUGCCCCUGCCUGCUUUGUAUUCUCUGGAAGCUUUGAUUAACUAUCAACCGAUUUCUGCUACUAAUAUCGUUUCAGAUAAAUUCCUUUCCCCAAGCCCUGCUGUUAACCUGCUGCCGAGAAAUAGUGAAGCCGCUACACAAUCUCCUCAAAAAGACAUGCCUGUCAGAUUAAUUGAUACCGCCAAACCAAUAGAAAGAGUUGUUGUGCCUAUCAUUGCUAAUGAAAACCAUGAUAAAAGUACAAACGUGGAGAGAAAUCCGUCUUCAGCCAGCCAUCAAUCUGUUCCUGUUUCUUUAUGCAGCAGCAAAUACACAGGAUCUACGGUGGCUGAAUCAACAAGUAGUGGACGUGGAGGAUCCGAAAGAAGCAAUUCAUCAUCUGGGAACUCUUCAAGUGUUCAAGAUAAUAACAGGCAAUCAUACGAAGCUUGGGGACAAUAUAUGAAGAAGAUUGUGAAUCAAAGGAUUAAUUACAGAUUACAAAAUUCCUUACUAGACAACCCUAUUGCGGAACAAAGGAAUGAUUCUGUUAGUGGCUCAAAAUGGAAUACCAAUUUCCCUUCCGAUGAAAUUAUGGAUGCUUCCUCCGCUUCCCUCAUGAACCCUAGUGUUUUCAAAACUAGAACCAUGUCCGUUGACAGCACAAGCAGUUUCAUAACAGCGAAUAGCGAACUUGAUAGUUUAAUUGAGGAAACUAUUAGAAGGUCCAGUGAUCAUGUCAAUAUGACUUCAAGUGUCGCCAGGAUUAAUCUACAAAAAUUGCCAAUCAAUUAUACUUCCGGAAGUGAGUCUCCAAGUAAUAUCACUGAGUCAACUUCAACAAUAUCACCGGAUUUUAGAAGAACCAUCACAAAUAAUCAAAGAAAUGCUCAUGCUUCCUCUAUUUCUGAAGUUGGUAGCAAUAAAUCGGGAAAUCGCAGUCCAGCUCACGGAAGCUUAAGACAUCAUUAUCAGUCAAAUUUGGAUGCUCAGAAUAAUCUCAACGCUAUUAGUGAAAGUAUAAACUAUAACCCCCAAUUUAUCAACGCAAACAGAACCCACGGGAGUAGCAGCGAAAGCGAUAGACCACAUAGCUCUAAAAGCAAAAGAUCGAAUGAUUCAGUCUCCUUGAGAUCAUAUAUUGGUGGUAAUGAAAUUAAGUUGAGCGUUUCUAGGAAUGUUCCUGCCUCUCCUUCCAGAGUUGCCUUGGUAAAUCAGAAUUACACACUUGGUGAUCUAUCUCAUAGCUCAAUUAACUUGACUUUAAGAAGGGCGUCCUCCCCUAAAGGUUCCAUGGGAUCUAGAAAUGGAUCAAUUAGAUCAAAAAGCUCGUCCGGCUCAUUUCUCUUAAGAGCUUAG
Saccharomycopsis crataegensis is the source of this 4782-nucleotide messenger RNA. RefSeq lists its product as uncharacterized. Bases 1 to 4782 code for a protein of 1593 amino acids. The transcript has a single exon. The record is from RefSeq and is a predicted model, not a curated record. Lineage: Eukaryota; Fungi; Ascomycota; Saccharomycetes; Ascoideales; Saccharomycopsidaceae.